UGAGGAUACAUGAGCUUUUCUGUUUAGUAUCGGGGAUAUAACCCUUAUAUGUAGGAGUAUUUACCCAUCAUACCUUAUCAGUAAAAAUCAUUUGUCCUUAUCACCAGAGGAAAAUUAAUGUACAGGGUAUAUAGCAUUUAAGUUUAUGUAUACAUGAGUGUCCUUGCGCUGUGCUGGGUUGAAGUAAGUUGGCCGUGACUUUAUAUUAUUGGAUUUACGCUGUAUCCUCAAUGGCCAAUAUCCUGUGACAUUUUGUGUAGUCUCCAUGGAUAAAAUGUAUUUACAGAUGUCCAAUAAGGGUUAUAAACAUACCCACCUGGAGGAGGAGGAUGAGGCCUCGGAAGCCAGCGCCCCAGGGGUCCUGAACUUUGAGACGGGGGUGGUGGUGCGGAGCAGCAUCUUCUCCUGGCAGCGUAAGACCUUGCUGGAGCGUAUACUGAUCGUUCUAUGCUUACUGUUGAUCCUCACUGUCAUCAUCAUGUCCAUCGUCCUGGCAACCAAAUCCUCCACUCACCAGGCUGAUCAAGAGGCGUCAAAGCAACAAAAGUUACAGAUUUGUAAAGAAUGUGGAAAUAUCAUUCCCAUCAUUAAAACAAACUACACAAAGAACUGCCCCACCUCGACCACCCCCGCCACCCCCAACCCAGCUCCCCCAUGUCACAAGCCCCCGUCAGUGUGUGUCACCCCAGCCUGUGUUACAGUGGCGGCCUCCAUUUACAAUGCCAUGGACACCACCGCUGACCCCUGUGAAGAUUUCUAUCAGUAUGCCUGUGGGGGUUGGGUGGACAGUCACCCCAUACCCUCAGGACACUCCCGCUGGGGGACGUUUAAUGUUCUGUGGCAGGAGAAUCAAAUCGUAUUAAAAAAGGUUAUAGAAAAACCACUGAACCAAACAGCAAGUUUGGCUGAAAUCAAAGCUCAGAAAUAUUACGAAUCUUGUAUGGACCGCAAUAAAACAAUAGAGAAGCUGGGAGCCCAGCCAGUCAGGGAACUACUAGCGGGUAUUGGGGCCUGGCCAAAGCUGAAUGAAACCAAAGUCUUAGACAUCCAGGGAAUGGUGGAGAAAAUCAAGGCCUACGGGAUUGGAGUUCUGUUUGCUAUUUGGGCUGGAGUGGAUGAUAGGAAUUCAUCAGUCAAUAUUUUACAAAUUGACCAGGGAGGUUUAGGAUUGCCAGAAAGACAGUAUUAUCUCAAUGAAUCUGACAGAAAGGUAUUAGAUGCCUACUUGGACUACAUGACAAAGGUUGGAGUAUUGAUGGGAGGCGAAGAGAACAUUACAAGGAAACACAUGCAGGACGUGAUAGCCUUUGAGACUGAGCUGGCUAAUAUCACAGUACCUAGUGAGGACAGGCGAGAUGAGGAGAAAGGGGGGUGGGAGAUACAUGUAAUAAUGGAGGUAGUUAUAAGUCAUUUGAAUUGGACCCGGUUUUCCAGUAAAAUGAUGUUGGUGACAAACAUUACAUUAUCUCCAGCAGAACCCAUUCUGUCCUUUUCAUCUGACUUCCUCAGAAAAAUGUCUUCUCUAAUCACCACAAAGUUAAGCACAGAAAAAGGCAGGAGGACAUUACAUAACUACCUCCUGUGGCAUGUAGUCAGUUCUCUGACAUCAUACCUGUCAAAGCCAUUCAGAAAUGCCAAGAAAAUUCUGACAGAGGCACUAUCAGGGACGACUGGUGGUGAGGAGCUGUGGAGGUACUGCAUUACAGAUACAGAUGGGGUGGUUGGCAUGGCUCUGGGGGCCAUGUUUGUCAGAGAGGCCUUCAAAGGGGACAGCAAACAAAAGGCAGAAAAAAUGGUAAAUGAGGUCAAAGAUGCUUUUAAAAAGAAUCUUCCAAAUCUUUCAUGGAUGGAUGAUGAGACACGACAGGCAGCAAAGGAUAAGGCUAAUUCUGUGAUUGACCUCAUAGGAUUUCCUGCUUAUAUUAACAAUGUUUCACUUCUCAAUGAGGAAUACGCAGAUUUAGAGGUUACGUCAGAUGAGUACUUCCAAAACAACAUCAGGAAUUUCUUGUUUGCCGUCAAGAAAGACCUGCAGACCCUGAGGUCCAAACCAAAGAAAAAUGAAUGGGAUAUGACUCCACCGACAGUGAAUGCUUAUUACACCCCCACCAAAAAUGAGAUUGUUUUCCCAGCUGGAAUUUUGCAAGCACCGUUUUAUGAGAUAGACUAUCCCAAAUCACUGAAUUUUGGUGCCAUGGGAGUGGUGAUGGGGCAUGAACUGACUCAUGGAUUUGAUGAUCAAGGAAGAGAAUUUGAUAAAUAUGGAAAUCUCCAUCCUUGGUGGAAUAAUCAGUCCAUAAUAAACUUUCAGAACAGGACACAGUGUGUUAUUGACCAGUACUCACAAUAUAAACUGGGCGAAAAUCAUGUAAGCCAGAGAGAAUUUUUGGACUAUAUUUGUAGCUUUUUGCAGGUUUCCAUGGCAACAGUAGCCAUUUUAUUGAAUGACCACACAACACAACUACAACCAGUGAUCCUCCUUUGGAAAGUUCACACACAGGUGUGGUGUUCUGCAAGUACAAAGGAAGCUGACCAUUUACAGAUUCUGACUGACCCCCACAGUCCAGCAAUCUACAGAGUAAUAGGAACUUUAUCCAACUCUAAGGAAUUUGCUGAGCAGUAUAAAUGUCCAGCUAAUUCAAGGAUGAAUCCCAAGAAAAAGUGUGAGGUCUGGUAGAAAGGAAGAUAACUCUACACCAUGUGGCUUUCUAUAAUAAGCACAAUGUUAUGUUAAAGCACAUGUUAUUUCUUAGUGACCAUGUUAUUGAAUGGUGAAAAACUGUGGGUUCUUUUUUGGGGAUUUACUGGUGCUUUUUAAGAGCAAUUUUGAACAAACAUUUUGAGUUUAUAUACAAAGCUGUUUGAUUUAUAAUUUUGAUAUGUUUAUGAUUGAAAUAAGAUUUUUUUCAUAUAUGCCAUGUACAUAUAUGCUAUAUGUUUCUUAUUUUAUACAUACAGUUGGUAUCUCGAGCACAGGUAUUUCAAAUACCAUGGAUACCAAAGUGAUUUGGAGGUCAAACCACCCAUUUUUUUUUAGUAUUUUACUCUUAAUAUUUUGAAUUGUCAGAUAUUUUGAAUUUUUUCUUGGUCCCAUCGAGUUCAGAAUAACAUGGUUUGACUGUUUUAAAAAUCAUUGGUACAUUUUACAGUUCUUUUAAUUUUGUGAUCAUUAAAUUUCUCAGUUUAAGAUACUUUCAAUUUUAGAAACUAUUCAUUUGAAACUUACAAGGAUAAAGUCAAGUUAAGUUGUUGUUAUUAAGAUAAAACUUUUUUUUUUAAAUAUUGACAACUACUGUAGAUGUACUUUUUUUCCACGGGGUCAUAAUUCUGUGGAAUCUCAAUUUCUGUUUAAUCCGCAGGUAGAAAAUUACGCAGAUUUCCUAGGCUGUCACUAUAUGCCUUUCAUGUAUAUUAAGAACGCUCGGACAAAUUUCCAAAUUUGUGACCGCGUACAUAGCGUAAAUCAAUACCAUGCGGAAAAAAAGUACUUCUACAGUAUUCUAAGUUAUGUAGGGAAACUAGGGUAUUUAAGUGCAUGGCACAUAUAUGAUGUACCCAUAUUUCAAAUGUGAAUGCAGACAUUGAUAUGUGCACAAUAUUCACAAUGGCCGAAUGUUUGCUGUAAUUUUUUUAUAUUAUAAACAUGGUGAAAUUAAAACCAUUGUAAUGUAUUUAGUUUUUACAUUAUCAUGUACAUAUGUACAAUGAUCACAUUGGUGUACAAUAAUUGCUUCAUAAGAUAAUUUAUAUUUAAUUGGCAUUCUUCAACACAUCAUAGGAUAUAAAAUCCCAAACUCAACUUACAUUGUACAAUUCUAGUUUAUUUUAAAACUGAAUACGGUAUUUUUGAUUUAUGUGAUCCAGGGUAAAUGUAUACAAAAUCUAAAGGUCUGAAAUUUAUCAAGUUUGAUGAUAAAUUUGAUGACUAGUCAUUUCAGAUGAUUAUUUAUUUUCUGUGUAUUGUUAGAGUAUCUGUAGAGAUUUCAGAGUUGGAUUUUGUCUCAGACCUUCAAUACAAUGUUAUUGUUUAUUAAGGUCUUCCGACUUCCUUCGGAAGACCUUAUUGUUUUC
Saccostrea cuccullata (small rock oyster) is the source of this 4071-nucleotide messenger RNA. Its product is annotated as endothelin-converting enzyme homolog. Gene Ontology annotation, molecular function: metalloendopeptidase activity. The record is from RefSeq and is a predicted model, not a curated record. NCBI's taxonomy places the organism in Eukaryota, Metazoa, Mollusca, Bivalvia, Ostreida, Ostreidae. Bases 266 to 2677 code for a protein of 803 amino acids. Gene Ontology annotation, biological process: protein processing. Gene Ontology annotation, cellular component: plasma membrane. The transcript is spliced from 19 exons.